UCAAUGUUGGGAAGUGUUCCCUCAUUCUCAUCGCAACAUCGCAACCGUCAGUUUUUCAAGACGACAGACAACGUGCUGCUGCUGUUGCUGUUGCUGUGGUUGUCCAAGAAAGAAGAGACCAAGACGACCUAGUACAGUAUUCUUCAGUAUGUACUGCGGAGACGAGACAGGAUCGUUCAUUGGCGACAUUGGAUCUCAUACGAGUCGCUUUGGCUAUGGCGGCGAAGACAAUCCCAAAUUUGUGGCUCCCAGUUACACGGUUCAAUGUCAAGACAACAACUCCACUACUAGUACAUGUAGUAGUAUUCCCUCAUCGUGCUAUUCCGGACGAUUGGCGUCGCAGAAUGUGCGUCCCAUUCUCCGCAUGCCUUGGCUAGGAGAAGAGGACCAACAAUUUGCCGCUCCUCAAAUCGAUCCCAAUGCGUACUUGCCACAAGGCGAUGGCGUUCAAGAUUGGGACGCUCAUGAACAACUCUGGCUUCGUAGUUUGGAACUCUUACGGGUCACCGAUACACUCAAACAUACGAAAGGAGGAACUCCCUACACACCAAAUAAUGUGACGAGUAGUAGUACCAUCCACAGCAACACCACUAACAAGACAGGUGCACGCUGCGUCCAUCCCAUUUUGGCCGUCACUCCGGGCAUGACAUACCGGACGGGUCAAGUGGGCGAACAAUAUGCGGCAGCAGUCCAACGAGAACAACAUACGAAAUUGGUCGAAUUUCUCAUGGAAACAGUCGACGCACCCGCUUGCUUUUUGGCACCGACGCCCAUGCUCAGUGCCUUUUGUUUUGGACGACAAACGGCGUUAGUAGUAGAUGUGGGAGCCGGGGGAUGUCGUGUCACACCCGUCGUGGAUGGAUUACUAUUGAAACACGCCCAACGACGCAAUGGACGGGGUGGGGAUUGGUUGGGAAAUGUCCAAUGGAGGGCACUGUUGGAACAAAAGGUUGUACUACGACCGCGCUAUCAAUUGCGCAAUGCCAUUUCGGCACUGGCUACCAAAUCGCCCUAUUUUUAUAGAUGGGCCAUGCAGGAUCUCCUGUACGAAUUUCGAACUUCAUCCAAUCAUUGCAAAUUGGCACAGUGGUGUGACGAUGAGACAGUGCCAUUUCUGUGGUCGACAUCUAACAGUGGUACUGAAAAUAAAAACAACAACAAUGCACAGUCAUCCGAUGAGGAAGAAGACGAUGACGAAGAGGAAGAAGGAGACGAUGCCAAAAAGGAAGGAGGAAUCAAACCAACACCCAUGGAAACAGAGGAGGAGGAAGACGACAAUGAUAAAAAGAGCGACCAUGAUGACGAUGAUACCAGCAAAAGCGUACAAGCAGCGGGAAUGACCUACGAACUUCCCGAUGGAACCCAUAUUGAUUUGUCCUCCAAAAUGGGACACGAUCUCUGUCGGAUACCCGAACUGUUGUUUACGGACGAAGUCCCCUAUGUUAUGCACGAAACAUCCCGCACGGGAAUCAUGUCCGAACACCAUACGCUGUCCAAUCUACCCCUUCAUCAACUCGUAUUUUCGUCACUGUCCGCCGUGGGAGAUGGCGAUUUGCGCAAAGAUCUUGCGGCCAAUAUCAUCUUGACGGGUGGAUCGUCCUUGUUUCCCAACAUGGCCGAACGAUUGUCCAUGGAAGUUCCACGAGUUGUUCCCAGCAAUUACAAGUGCCGCGUCAUUGCCAGUCGCAAUUCGGUAGAACGAUCUUGUUCCGCAUGGGUCGGUGCCAGUAUUCUAACCAGUCUCGGAAGUUUUCAACAAUUGUGGCUCAGUCGCAACGAGUACCAGGAAUAUGGUGCUGCGUUAGCCAUUCAGAGGUUUCCGUAGCCAAUAACACACAAUAACGAAUAGUUAGUGCAUGCACACACUAUUAGUUUUAUUUCUUAUUAUUAU
Seminavis robusta is the source of this 1891-nucleotide messenger RNA. Lineage: Eukaryota; Bacillariophyta; Bacillariophyceae; Naviculales; Naviculaceae. The record is from the annotation of a GenBank genome assembly.